AAAUUCGACAAACUGUGCAAUCGUUCCAAGUAUUCCGCCGAGAACACACACAAUGACUCUGACAAUUGUGAUCCUAGCUGCCACACUGGCCGCAGCAAAUGCAGUAGCCAUUGGAUAUCCCGCUCCGCUUCCGGCAUUGCGACCAUACCCGGCGUUAGCAAAGGUAGCUGCUCCCAUCGUAGGGGACUACGAUCCUAAUCCUCAAUACAGUUAUAGUUAUGCAGUUGCGGAUGCUGUUACUGGUGAUAACAAAAGCCAACAGGAAUCACGCUCCGGUGACGUCGUGACUGGUUCAUAUGCUUUGAUUGAACCCGAUGGUACUCGACGCGUUGUGGAAUAUACUGCGGAUCCUGUUAAUGGUUUCAACGCCGUUGUUCACCGUGGACCAGUCGCAGCUAAGGUGAUAGCUCCUGUGGCCAAAAUUGCGUCACCUUACGCGUAUCCAGCAGCACUAGGCUUGGGACAUGUAGCUCAUCCCCUUGCGCAUCCAUUGAUCGGUUAGAGCUUAAUAACUGUUUUUUUAUACUCCUGGUUUUCAAUCCCAAUUCUGUUUCAACAAUUACAAAUAACACUCAAAGUGAAUAAAUACAAAUAUGAAUUCUGAA
Malaya genurostris is the source of this 605-nucleotide messenger RNA. Its product is annotated as larval cuticle protein A2B-like. Gene Ontology annotation, cellular component: extracellular matrix. NCBI's taxonomy places the organism in Eukaryota, Metazoa, Arthropoda, Insecta, Diptera, Culicidae. The coding region runs from base 53 to 502 and encodes 149 amino acids. The record is from RefSeq and is a predicted model, not a curated record. The transcript is spliced from 3 exons.